Eimeria necatrix is the source of this 1392-nucleotide messenger RNA. Its product is annotated as RNA-binding protein, putative. Bases 1 to 1392 code for a protein of 463 amino acids. NCBI's taxonomy places the organism in Eukaryota, Apicomplexa, Conoidasida, Eucoccidiorida, Eimeriidae. The transcript has 9 exons. Gene Ontology annotation, molecular function: RNA binding. The record is from RefSeq and is a predicted model, not a curated record.
AUGGAAGCAGCUCCAGUAGCCGCAGCAGCACCUGCAGCAGCAGCAGUAAAACCUGCUGCAGCAGCAGAAGCAGCACCUGCCGUUGCCCCCGCUGCAGCAGCGUCGCAGCCGGCAGCAGCAGCAGCAGCAGCAGCAGCACCAGCAGCAGCAGCACCAGCAGCAGCACCAGCAGCAGCACCAGCCCAGAAGUCUGAGGCUGUCUCAGCAGACAGCAAAAACUCAGAGGCUGUGGUUUCUGGAUUUGACCAAGAAUGGGCGGAGCUACAGAAGCUGCAAGAUCUGCAGGAGGACGCCGAGUUCGGGUCGCUGCUGCAGCCUGGAGAGGGGCCAGCAGCAGACAGUGCAGCAGCAGCAGCAGCUGCUGCUGCAGCAAGUGACGCAGACAAGCGUUCUGUCUAUGUGGGAAAUGUCGACUACUCUGCUACCCCUGCAGAUCUGCAGGAGCACUUUAAGGGCUGCGGCCCCAUCAACAGAAUUACCAUUAUGGUGGACAAGUUCACGGGGCACCCCAAGGGAUAUGCUUACAUAGAGUUUGGCUCGGAAAUCGCAGCGCAGCACGCGGUGCUGCUGUCCGACUCAACAUUAAAGGACCGACAGAUCAAAGUCGUUUCCAAGCGCAAGAACAUCCCGGGGAUGUCGCGGGGCAGAGGCGGCGGCUGGAGGCCGCGGGGGGCAGUGCCUUUCCGGGGGCGGGGCAGAGGCGGCGGCAGCUUCAGGCCAACUUACAGAGGGCCAGCAGCAGCAGCAGCAGCAGUUACUGCAGCAGCUGCAGCAGCAGCUGCUGCUGCUGCUGCUACAACACCAGGAGUUGCUGCAGCAUCUCCAGCUGUUACUGCAGCAGUACCAGCAGCAGCUGCUGCAGUGACAGUGGCAGUUGCUGCAGCAGCAGUAGCAGCAGCAUUUGCUGCAGCAGCAGUAGCAGCAGCACUUGCCGCCGCAGCUUCAGGAUUUGCUGCAGCAGCAGCAACGUUUGCAGCAGGAGAAACAGUAGCUGUUGCAGCAGCAGCAGAUGCUGCUGCAGUGGCAGCGGCUGCUGCUGCAGCAGCAGCAGAUGCUGCUGCAGUGGCAGCAGCUGCUGCUGCAGCUGCAGCAGCUGCUGCUGCAGCUGCAGCAGCGGCUGCUGCUGCGCCGUGCUGCGCAGCGCCUCAGCAGCCUCCGAAAACGACACUUGCAGCUGCAGCAGCAGCAGCAGCUGCAGCAGCAGCAGCUGCUGCUGCAGCAGCAGCAGCUGCAGCAGCAGCAGCAGCAUCUGCUGCAGCAGCAGCAGCAUCUGCUGCAGCAGCAGCAGCAUCUGCUGCAGCUGCAGCAGAAGCUGCUGCUGCUGCUGCUGCUGCAGCAGCAGCUGCAGCAGCAGCAUGGCCCUGGGGCCCUGGGCCGGCCUUGGCUGCUUAG